This is a messenger RNA of Scomber scombrus (Atlantic mackerel), 3092 nucleotides long. RefSeq names its product synaptophysin-like 2a (gene sypl2a). Gene Ontology annotation, cellular component: synaptic vesicle; synaptic vesicle membrane. The transcript has 6 exons. The record is from RefSeq and is a predicted model, not a curated record. Bases 163 to 870 code for a protein of 235 amino acids. NCBI's taxonomy places the organism in Eukaryota, Metazoa, Chordata, Actinopteri, Scombriformes, Scombridae.
AGUCGCUUGUGUGGCUGUUAUUCUGCCGCCUGCUGACAGUCAGUAGUAGUCGUGGAAUCGCAUGCCACUGUUUAACUGCAAACGGAGCAACUUUAAAUUAGCCUUACAACCCGACGGACAAGUUUAGAAGUGAAAUACUAACUUCACUAGCUGCACGUCUCAAUGGACAUUGUUCAGAAACUGGUGUCCGGAUUUGCUCUGGACCUGGGACCACUGAAAGAGCCUCUUGGAUUUAUCCGUGUCCUAGAAUGGGUCUUCGCCAUCUUUGCCUUCGCCACCACUGGCGGUUACAGCGGGUCGACCCAUUUCUCAGUGAAAUGUACUGACAAGGAACUUGAAGUAAACCCUACGUUUGGAUAUCCGUUCAGGUUGUCAGCUGACUCCUACAAGAUACCAUCAUGUAACGACAGUAAAGUAUUCACUGAUGCCUACCUGCAGGGAGACUUCUCCUCCUCAGCACAGUUCUAUGUAUCUGUGGGUGUGUUUGGGUUCCUCUACUGCACUGCCACACUCAUCCUCUACUUGGGUUACCAGAACAUCUACCGCCAGACCACCCGUGGUCCCAUCGUAGACCUGGUGGUGACUGCUGCCUUCGCCUUCCUGUGGCUUGUGUCCUCCUCAGCGUGGGGCAAAGGCCUGACUGAUGUCAAAUGGGCCACUAACCCCGAUCACAUAGUGGAAGUCUGCGCUCCCAUCUGUACGCCAGGAGAGUAUCCAUCUAUGGGCCGCCUCAACGCCUCUGUGACUUUUGGCUUUUUGAACUUGAUCCUGUGGGCAGGUAACUGCUGGUUCAUUUACAAGGAGACUCCCUUCCACAAAGAUCCCAACCCACCGGCCACCAUGGAGGAAGGAGGGGUCCCUGGGCCCUAACCAGUUCACUGAGGCUCACCAGUCAUAGCCCUGUACCCACAGCAGAGUUGCUUUGUGCCCAACACUGGUUCUAAUGUUAACCUGCAGAAACGGAAAAAAAAGGAAAACAAUUGUCCCAAAACCCCCCCGACCCUGAUCCUCAGCUAUUUUCACGGGUCUUCAGCUCAACUUAAUCUAGUCCCUAACAACUGAAAAACCUUUUCUUCUUCUUUAAAAAAAAAAAAAAAAAAAACUAUCAUCAACUUCCAAUUCCCAUGUGCCUUGGAAACACAAAGUGCAAAUACACACUAAAAUGCUUACACACUACGUACAACAAGAGUUGCUGUGAAUGUAGAGUUUAAACCUGUUUGGUGUUGAAAAUAGCAGGCCUGCUGUGCAUUUGCUUCCACCUCAGCGCAAUAUCCUCCCUUGAUGUUUGCCCUUCAGGGGAACACCUUGUGAUGAAAUUGUGAUGUAAGACACCAGAAUCCCCUGUGGCCUUCAGCGACGGGGGAAAAAAGGCAAGUUGAAAUCUGACGUCCUCUCACAACUGAGAAGCGUUGUCAUGAGAACCAACAUCUAGAAGAACACAUUUUAGGUGGAAGCCAAUGCACCCGGCUCAGGACCUGUUCUUCUUCCAUGGUGUAAUCUGUAUGUGGAAGUGCUGCAGUUCAGAUUCCAAAUACUGUCAUGCUAAAGAUGUCAUUUACUCAAUGUCAAUAUAAAUAAGCCAUAUCCUAAAGGUUACUGUUAUAUGAUGAAUGCUUUUUCUUUCAUUUAAAGAAGAAAAGAUGAUAGCAGGACCUUAUUGUAUCACUAGACUACUGAAAAAAUAUUCUGGUCUUCUUUGAACUCUGCCUCCAAGACAUAAGACCAUGUUAUAAUUAAUCAUCCCCCAACAUCCAUGUCACCCCUACCCCACACUGAUGUUCUAAUCUUAUGAUACAACCUCGAUAACCACAUGAAUGUUACAGAUCACACUUUGAUUUUCUUGCACUUCACUGUUCACUACAAAAAGAAUACACACUGUAAGUAAAAAGACAAAGCCACACUACAAUCUACUGCACCGCUGUGUCUUUUAAAGUAGGGAAGCACACACCUUUAUUUUGAAAGUUUCAUUUUUGACUGAUAUUUCAGGUUGAGACAGCAUGUGCCUCACACGUUUAUUUCCAGGCUUUCUACAUGUUUACUUCAGUAGCUGUUGUACAUGACCUCAUAGUCUAAAAAACUGACGAGGCCAAACCAUGUUUCAUUGUCAUUAUCAUUUACAUUACACACUAACACUAAGAUUCAUGAUUUUUUGAACUGUCUUGCAAAAGGUGACUUGCAGUGACACUAUUUAUAUACAAUUCAUAUGUUUGUUUUUUUAUCUGCAUUAAUUGGUCCAUUGCAUAUUUUAAAGCCACUGUUGGGUUUCUGUUUGUAUUUCCCUAUGGAAAAAUUGUCCAUGUGCAGCUUUUCUUUUUCUUUUUCUUUUUCUUUAUUUUUCUUUUGUAACAAAUUUGCUGUUAAAUUGGUUGUACCACUGCAUAGCUUCAGGGUUAAUCUAGUGAUGAUAAAUAGUUGAAGUAAAAGAAGUGGCAGGGUGUGGUUGCCAGUAAUCCUGCUGUAUUCCUUCACGACUUCCAGCGUACAGUACAUGUAACCUGACAGCCAUUGCCAUACAUAUACAGAAUAUCACAAGGUUUUGUAUUGAACUUGUAUAGUUGUUCUGAGUCACUGUUGGUAACCGUCAAAACACUGACUUUUUCAUUGCACUAAGACAGAUCUAAUGUCUAUGAAGUAACUGUGCAUGAAUAGAUUGUUUUUGGAUUGGAGUCAUUGGAGCGGCCUGUGCAGUUUUUGUAUUUAACAGCUGAAGCCACUAGGGAAUAUAAGGGCGGCUGUUUGAGUCACUAUAAGUAAUCUAAGUAAUAUAUUUUCCACACUAAUUGAAAUGAGACGUAUAUAAUAAAAUUUCUUUAUCAAUUUUAAACAAACAACAAAUCUUAGUUAGAGCACAGUGAUUUGUGGGAUGUUCAUGUACUAGAAUGUUGACAUUGGACUCGUCAUUUAUGUAUUUUAUGCCAUUUUGUGCAGAAGGAAACAAUGGUCUGUCUGUAUUGACGUGUAAAACAUGACAGCUGCAACUGCUGGAUUCUGACUUUUUUUUAUUAUAUUGCAAACUGAGUUAUUAAUAGUUCAGUACAUCUGUACUUGUUCACCACCUUGAUGAUUUAAAGCCAAUGUGUGCAGAACCUCGA